AUGAGUGUGGGUGAGCUCUUCAUUCACAUAGUACCAAGCUCUCACUUCAUUCGCUCACCUCGUGAUCGUCUUUGCUGCUCAUCACUCUAGUUCAGAUCGCGCGUUGGCCGACUCGCUGGCAUCCGAGCUUCGCACCGAACCGCUCUGUGACUUGUAGGACCAUACUCUGCGAUCACAAUGCGACUUCCUCGUCAACACCAUCGAGGAGUCGCUCACCCUUGCCCAGGUCUCGAAUCGAUGCAAAUGUCACUCGACCAAUAUCGCCGCACCUCGAACACCACUGUCGACCGGUGGCGAUCUCCCCCGCCAACUCCACAUCGUUCACUCUCGUCGUCAACAUUGACCGAUCACUCGAGUGCAAUCACUCGCUGUCACAUAUCUUUCUUUGAAUCGAAGAGUCUCAUCGACGCGGGAAGCUCUCGGAAUCUGUUGGAACAUGUAUUGCACGACUCGGCAAGCAUUCGCUCGAUGCCCGUUCGAAGCUUCGCACCCAUCAUCGACCUUCGGUCCGAUUGAUCGAUCAACCGACCGAACUGGCAAACUUCUCCAGCUCGAUCUCGCCCCCUGUCCGUGCUCACCCCAUCACCAAGACGUGCGAAGUAACAACCCGCUCGCCCAUCGCGAUGGCGACCGCCUCAACCGUCGACCUUCAACUCGAUCGACAUGGACUCACGGUCAUCAACUGA
This is a messenger RNA of Microbotryum saponariae, 686 nucleotides long. The record is from the annotation of a GenBank genome assembly. Lineage: Eukaryota; Fungi; Basidiomycota; Microbotryomycetes; Microbotryales; Microbotryaceae.